AUGUACAUAAUUCAAUCUGCUGCAUAAAACUUAAGAACCCUCGAUAUAUUUGGAAUGGAUGUACAUCUCUUAAGUAAAGGAUCAACAACACAUAAAACUUAUUCUGGAGCAGCAGCCUCACUCUUUAUUUUUUCUGUUCUCAUUUAUUCAUUCUAUUCAUUUAUCUUAUAAAUGAAUGAAGGUAAAAAUGCUAUUCUCAAUAGACAAGAGGCUCUCCUGUAAAAUAAUGAAGUAUAAUCUAUAUAUAUAUAUAAUAAAGGGAUAUAAAUUUGAUUCAAAAGACUUCAUUUUUAUAGCUGGUCUAUUAGAUGCAGCAGGAUAACCAAUAAUGAAUUAGAAUAAUAGUAUCUAUUCUGUUACAUAUUAUUUUUGUAAUAAAUCUUUGUCAGACACACAAUGUACUUAUUUUUCCAGUACUAUUUGUGGUGACAUUAUCACUGAAUUAUCAUAAGUAUAAUGAAUUUAAAUCCGUUUUAGAAAAUGGGAGUACCAAAAGAUUACCAGUAUAUCAGUUAUUGCAUUGAUUAAGAGAAGACAGACAAUUUUGAAACACUUAGAUUACAAGGGUCUCAAAGAAUGGACAAUUUUACAUUAGUUGGAGCAUUACUUAAUAAAUGUGUAAAUAACACAGAAAAAAAUGGUAAUUUCUUUUCUUAAUUUUAGAUUGUGCCCCACAAGAACUUAUUGAUUAAAUAGUAACUAACUCUAAUUUUUAUUACUCUUAUACUCAUUAUUAAUUCAGAAAGGAUUUAGAUAGUUAUCCAUUUGAAACUAUGUAAAAUUUUGAUGUUACAACUCUGUAUCCAAAACUAAAAAAAUAUAUUAAAGUUUUAUAUUCUUAUAGUGUUGCUUACUUAGAGUAUAAUCCUUUUUAUUUUUUUCCUUAAACAACUGAAUGUUAAUCUGUAGAGUAUGAUUAAUCAAUAAUUGAUGCAAUAGUGAGUUCUGAUAAUGAUAUUUAACUAGCUUAAGUAGAAAUACAUUUAGGUGUAAAAAAAUACAUUAGUCAUGUAACAUAUUAAACAUUGAUGGAUGUAGCUGCAAAACUAGGAGGAUUUUUUACAAUACUUAAAAUUUGUGUUUCAAUAAUGUUAUAUCCAAUAUAAUAAUGGCAAUAUAGAUUAUAUUUAAUUAAUUGUUAUUUAGAUAUUAAAAAAGGUAGCAGUGCUCAAUCAUUGACAAACUUUAUGGAUCAUGAUAAACUUAAUUUAUUAUAAGUAGCUUUAUAAAAAAAAAAGAGAGAUUAUUAUCAUUAGUAAAAUAGGAUUAUAGAGAAACUAUUGGAUGUUGUAGAAAUAGCAUUUAAUCCAUUAAGAUUAUCACGGUAAGUUGAAGAUUUAUAGUAUUCUAUCAAAUAAUUUGAUAUUUCUAAAACAAAAAGAUUUCGAAUUGAUGAAAAUGAACAUGAACAUGAAUUAAUCGAAAUUAAAAGUAUUAGCCGUUCAAUUAAUUAAGAAUUUGAACAUAUUGGAUAAUAAAAUAGAAUACCAAGAAUAUAAGUUAAUAUGGGAAACAAUUGA
Paramecium pentaurelia is the source of this 1520-nucleotide messenger RNA. The record is from the annotation of a GenBank genome assembly. NCBI's taxonomy places the organism in Eukaryota, Ciliophora, Oligohymenophorea, Peniculida, Parameciidae.